GUGCUCUAGCUAUUAGGCCCAUGUUUGGAAUAAAAGAUGUAAUGAUUUGGUGUUGCGCUUCACACCCAAAAAUGGCCUUAGCAGCAAGGCGAUGGGGUUGCAUCAGACAAUGGCAUGCAACAUCGAGUAUUGCCUACGCUGAAUCCAGAGAAAUAUUGGCUGCGUGGAAUAGCAAAGAUCAACUAACAAAAGAAAGCAAUGGCUUCGACGUGCUGGUAAUCAAUUCUCAGUUGAAGGAGCUGAUAAAUAAAGGACGUCUGGGAGAUGCUCGUCAGGUGUUCGAUAAAAUGCCACACAGAGAUGAAGUCUCAUGGACCAACAUGAUAGCUGGUUACGUCAAUGCUUCUAAUUCAUUCGAAGCGUUAUCUUUGUUUUACAAUAUAUGGGUCUGUCCUAGUCUUCAACUAGACCCAUUCAUACUUAGCCUUGCGGUAAAGGCUUGUGGGAUCAGUUCAAAUGCUAAGCAUGGAGAACUUAUUCAUGGGUAUUCUGUAAGAACUGGUUUUGUGAAUUCUGUUUUCGUGGGAAGCUCACUUCUUGAUAUGUAUAUGAAAUUGGGAAAAGCUUUGGAGGGUUGCAGACUCUUUGAUGAGAUGCCUACUAGGAACAUUGUUUCUUGGACUGCUUUAGUGACUGGACUUGUUCAUAUGGGUUAUAAUGAUGAUGCUUUACAGUAUUUUUCGGAAAUGUGGAAAGAUGGGAUAGAAUAUGAUUCAUAUGCUUACGCUAUUGCAUUGAAGGCGUGUGCUGAUUUGGAGCAUCUGAAUUAUGGAAGGGAAAUUCAUGCUCAGGUUAUAAAGAAAGGCUUUGGUGCAGGCUCUUAUGUGGCUAAUAGUCUCUCCACAAUGUACAAUAAAUGUGGGAAGCUAAAUUAUGGUUUGUGCUUGUUUGAAAGAAUGAACUUGAGGGAUGUGGUGUCGUGGACGACUAUAAUAACAACAUAUGUCCAGAUGGGUCAAGAUCAACGGGCAAUCCAAGCAUUCUUGCAAAUGAGAGACUCAAGCACGAGUCCUAAUGAGUAUACUUAUGCUGCAAUCAUUGCUGCUUGUGCUAACCUUGCAAGACUUGAUUGGGGGGAGCAACUGCAUUCUAAUGUAUUACGUGUAGGUUUCAUGGCUUAUCCAUCCGUUGCAAAUUCGGUCAUGACAAUGUAUUCUAGAUGCGGGCUGCUAGAUGCAACUUCCAUUGUGUUUAGUGCGAUGAACAAGAGAGACAUUGUUUCUUGGAGCACUAUUAUUGCAGGCCAUGCUCAAGCUGGACGUGGAGAGGAUGCAUUUAUACUUCUUUCAAGGAUGAGAAGGGAGGGAACGAAGCCAACAGAGUUUGCCCUUGCUAGUGUAUUGAGUGUAUGCGGAACUAUGGCAAUUCUUGAUCAAGGGAAGCAACUUCAUGCUCACGUCCUUAUUAUUGGUUUAGAUCGGACAGCUCUGGUACAAAGUGCUUUGGUAAAUAUGUACUCAAAAUGUGGAAGUAUUACAGAAGCCUCAAAUAUAUUUCACAUGGCACAGAGUAAUGAUAUUGUAUCAUGGACAGCUAUGAUUAAUGGAUUUGCUGAGCAUGGGAAAAGCAGAGAAGCUAUCAGUUUAUUUGAGAAAAUUCCCGAGGCAGGUUUGAAACCAGAUUCCAUAGCCUUUAUUGGAGUUCUCAGUGCUUGUAGCCAUGUUGGACUUGUUGAUCUUGGGUUUCAUUACUUUAAUGCAAUGAUCCGGGACUAUAAAUUAAGUCCGUCUAAAGAACACUAUGGUUGCAUGAUUGAUCUGCUUUGCCGAGCUGGACGAUUAAGUGAUGCUGAGGACAUGAUCAAGAGCAUGCCAUUUGAAAAGGAUGAUGUUGUUUGGUCGACUCUUCUUAGAGCUUGUAGAGUGCAUGGUGAUGUCGAAUGUGGAAGACGUGCUACAGAGCAGAUUCUUAAACUGGAUCCUGACUGUGCCGGAGCUCAUAUUACUCUGGCUAACUUGUAUUCUUCAAAAGGGAAGUGGAGAGAAGCAGCAGAACUGAGGAAGCUGAUGAGAUCAAAAGGAGUCAUUAAAGAGCCUGGAUGGUCUUGGAUAAAACUCAAGGAUGAGAUGUAUGCAUUCGUUGCUGGGGACAAAACACACCCCAAAAGCGAAGAUAUAUAUAUCAUUCUUGAGUUAUUGACUUCAAAAACUGAUUUAACUUCCCAGGAAAUUGCUUCCCUUGUAGAAGAUAAGUCAAAACCUGCCAUUGUAUCAGCAUGUAGUAAUUAAAAAUUCUUCAGACUAUGAGCUGUGUCUGAAAUAGAAAGAGGGCAAAACUUGUACAGUGCAUUGCUACUCUCAGCUCCUCUAUGUUGAAUUAUUUAUGUUUGCAUCUCCAUGAAUUUUGGAGAGCAUUCACUGCACUUAAGGCUACAAGACCGAAGUUGAUGAAAUGAAGUUGCUCUCAGGGGCCAAAUCACACCAUCUCCACAGCCUUUUUAAAUUGGUGGUGUUGAGUAUGGCAUUGAUGAGAUCCCAUGCAUUCAUACCUUGACUAUAGAUGCUAGAUACUCUCAUAAGCAGAGGAUGUUGUGUUGGAAUGUGGAACUUGAACACCAUUGAAUCUCCAAAUUUGGAGCUGCAAAUUUGUCUAAAGAUCACCUGUGUGUUGAAUCUUCUGUUGUAACAACAAUUUCCAUGUUCAAGGUUACUCUAUAAGGUGACAGUGAUUUGCUGGGGCAGUUGGAGAAAAAUAUACUAAUAAGGUAACUACUUUUCGACCAAGCAUUAUAUUUAUCAGAAAAUCCAAAUAUGAUUUGUCAUUAUACUCUCUAAUUUCUCAUAUCUAUCUAUUCAGCUGGGAAUGAAUCUUGAGGAAUAUUCCUUGGUAGGUUAAGAUUGUUAGUCGUUAGUCAAUGCAAGCUCUAAUGAACCAGAGACAACUCCAGUCAAGUUGGUUGGACAGUUAACUUAACAAUUACAAGGUUCCAAGUUUGACUCAUCGUGAGAACUGUCUAUUAACCUACUUAGUUUGAGUUUUCCCUUAAAUCAAAAGUUUUAAUGAACUACC
Messenger RNA from Ipomoea nil (Japanese morning glory), 3009 nucleotides. RefSeq names its product putative pentatricopeptide repeat-containing protein At3g47840. Bases 21 to 2228 code for a protein of 735 amino acids. Lineage: Eukaryota; Viridiplantae; Streptophyta; Magnoliopsida; Solanales; Convolvulaceae. The record is from RefSeq and is a predicted model, not a curated record. Gene Ontology annotation, molecular function: RNA binding; protein binding. Gene Ontology annotation, biological process: RNA modification. The transcript is spliced from 3 exons.